Molecule: messenger RNA, 912 nt
Organism: Clonostachys solani
Lineage: Eukaryota; Fungi; Ascomycota; Sordariomycetes; Hypocreales; Bionectriaceae
Source: the annotation of a GenBank genome assembly
AUGGGAGGCUCACCAACAAAGGGAGUUGAUAUCCCAAUCUCGGGCGUCUUCAUGCUCCUCUUCGCCUGCGCCGCCGCCAUCAACAUGACCAUCUUCCAAAUCAACCGCCGCCGGAACCACAAGUUCAUCAUCUCCGCCGUCACCUUCGGCUUCUGCAUGGCCCGCAUCAUGGCCAACGUCCUGCGAAUCGUCUGGGCCUGCUACCCCACCAACGCCCGGAUCGCCAUCGCCGCAAGCGUCUUCGCAAACGCGGGCGUCCUCCUCCUCUACAUCGUCAACAUCAUCUUCUUCCAGCGCAUACUCCGGGCCCUGCACCCCAACUUCGGCUGGCGCCAGCCCGUCCGCCUGGCCUUCCGCUUCCUCUACUUUGGCGUCUUCGCAUGCCUCGUCAUGGUCAUCACCGCCGUCGUCUACAGCUUCUACACCCUCGACACCUCCGUCCUGAGCAAGAUUCGCGACGUCCGCCUCGUCGCCAGCGUCUACAUCGCCGUCCUCUCGUUCAUCCCCAUCCCCGGCAUUCUCCUUUGUCUCCUGUUCCCCCGCCGCCACCCCACCGACCACUUUGGCCAUGGCUCCAUGAACACCAAGAUCAUCCUCGUUCUCUUCACCACCACUCUCCUGGCCCUCGGCGCCUCGUUCCGUGCCGGUGUUGCGUUCCUUCCCGUGCGACCAACCACCGACCCCGGCUGGUUCAACCACAAGGCCGUCUUCUACUGCUUCAGCUAUGUCAUUGAGCUGAUUGUUGUCUACACUUAUGCCUUGAUGCGAAUGGACAAGCGAUUCCACAUUCCAAACGGCAGCAGUGCUCCUUGGCACUACUCAAACGGUGUGCCUAAUGACACGGACGAUACCAACGAGAAGGGCGCAAAUGAAGAACCAAUCCUCGAUGAGGAGGCACAGAGGACCAAGUAA